Molecule: messenger RNA, 1423 nt
Organism: Apis dorsata (giant honeybee)
Lineage: Eukaryota; Metazoa; Arthropoda; Insecta; Hymenoptera; Apidae
Product: S-adenosylmethionine decarboxylase proenzyme
Exons: 5
Coding region: 49-855 (268 amino acids)
Biological process (GO): spermidine biosynthetic process; spermine biosynthetic process
Cellular component (GO): cytosol
Molecular function (GO): adenosylmethionine decarboxylase activity
Source: RefSeq, a predicted model, not a curated record
AUUAAUACAAAAUUAUUGAAAUAUAAAUUACUUUACAGUGAAAGCAGCAUGUUCCUAUCAAAACGUAGACUUAUUUUGAAAACAUGUGGCACAACUACUCCUCUUCAAUGUUUGGAGCCUCUUUUGGAACUCAUAAAAGAAUAUACUGGCUUUGAAGAAGUAGAGAAUGUAUUUUAUUCGCGAAAAAAUUACAAGAAACCAGAAUUGCAAAUAUCUCCGCAUCAAGCAUUUGAAGAAGAAGUUGGCUUACUCGAUACAUUUUUUCCAGGUGGGGAAGCCUAUUGUUUAGGUUCUGUAGAUUCAGAUUGUUGGUAUUUAUAUACUUUGAAUAAAGAGAAAUCUGUUGAUGAACCUUCAGAACCAGAUCAAACCCUAGAAAUCUUAAUGACUCAUUUAGAUCCAGAAAUAAUGGCUCUUUUCACUAGAGAUGUAUGUUCAUCUGCAGAUGAAGCAACUCAAAAAUCAGGAAUUGACAAACUUAUUCCAAAUAUGAUUAUUGAUGAUUUUUUAUUCGAACCUUGUGGAUAUUCAAUGAAUGGAGUAUCUAAAAAGGGAAAUUAUAUGACUAUUCACAUCACACCAGAACCAGAGUUUUCAUAUGUCUCAUUUGAGAGUAACAUUCCAGAAGCAUCAUAUGAGGAAAUAAUACGACGUGUAUUGAACACUUUUAAACCAAAAAAAUUUGUUGUAACUGUCUUUGCUAACAAAGAAUCGAUAGCUGCUAGUUGUCCGCGUGAUUUAGAACAAACUGAUUUUCUAAAAUGUUCUGGUGAUUGGUUACGUACAGAUGUACAAUAUUGUCGUUUCAAGAAUUAUGAUUUGACUUGUGCAUUUUAUUCAAGAUUCCCAAGCUGAGGGUUCAUGGACGCUUCAUUCGGACCUAAUGAAUCAGGGACAAAUGAAGCGCUUAUUAAUAAUUCUACUUUUUCGCAAACUUCUUUUUCUUUUUUUAAUUCUAUAAAUGAAAAAAACAAAUUUAAUCAAUCUAUAAAACAUAUAUUAAAACCUACAAAUAUUUACAAAAAACAUAAUCUUGUAUCUACUCAAUAUAUAAAACAUAAUAAUGAAACAAAUCUUAAUGAAUGCACUGCUACACAAAAUUCUAUAAUUACCCGAGGAAAGAAUGUUACAACACCCACAAUUCCACUAAUUACAUCCACGCCACAAUCCAUUAAUCCUGAUGUGUCUAUAGAAGAUAAAUAUUUAAAUAGAAAAAGUAACGAUUGUCAUUCUCUGCAGAAUUACAUGGAUAUUAAUAGAGCUUCCACAGAUAAAAAAGUACAUUUUUCUUGUAUUUCGGAAUUGACUCAAGAAAAUAAUUCGACUGAUACAAAAAAUAAGUGGAAUAUGGGAGAAGUACAUAUUACUUGUAAUCCACUUUCAACACCAUAUCCAUAUUCCACACCCCAUCAUAAUAUUAUAA